Molecule: messenger RNA, 2401 nt
Organism: Dioscorea cayenensis subsp. rotundata (Guinea yam)
Lineage: Eukaryota; Viridiplantae; Streptophyta; Magnoliopsida; Dioscoreales; Dioscoreaceae
Product: autophagy-related protein 13a
Exons: 4
Coding region: 179-1936 (585 amino acids)
Biological process (GO): autophagosome assembly; piecemeal microautophagy of the nucleus; mitophagy
Cellular component (GO): extrinsic component of membrane; phagophore assembly site; cytosol
Source: RefSeq, a predicted model, not a curated record
AAUCGCCCUCCCACUCUUUUAUAUUUUUUGAACACAAUUCCAUCUCCUUUGAAUCCCACACGCCAUCAGAUCCAACCCCAAUUCCAUCUCUCCGACCAUGAUCCUCUCCGGCGAUCUCGCCGCCGAUCACCUCCUCCCCUCCUCCCCUUCUUCGUGAUCUAACCUUCGAUCGCCUCUCAUGGAUUCUCAAUCAGAGUCAUCGUCUCGGAUCGAGCAGAUCAUUUCCCAGUUUCUCCUCAAGGCGCUGCACGUCGUCCUCGCCUCUAGGGUUCCCAAUCUCGGUGCCGGACGAGCUACGGAUCCCUCCCGCGCAAGCCGGCGUGAUCGGUGGUUCCAGCUCGCCAUCGGCGACCUUCCACCCGCCCUGGACUACGCCGGCUUCUGGCACCAUGGGUUCAGUGACCCUAUGGUUGUUGAUAUCUUUCUAUCCACGUUUGAAUCAUCUGAUCUCGAUCCUGAUAGCGUCAUUGAGCGCUGGAUUCUCCAGUUUCAAACCUCUUCCAACUCCUCUUCGUCUUCCUCGUUCUCUCUUUCCGGGAGAAUCUACAAGAAGACCAUCGUUCUGCUGCGAUCUCUGUAUUCGUUGCUCCGAUUCUUGCCUGCGCACAAGGUCUUCCGCACGCUCAACGCUUCUAACCAGUCCUACAACUACGAUAUCAGCUACAAGGUCUCUUCCUUCGCGGAACCCUUCUCCAGGGACGAGGAGCGAGAUUUCAAACCCUACUCGUUCACUCCCGUUGAGACCCCCUUCGGCCAGCUUUCCGUCUCCGUCAUGUACCGUACCAACCUCUCCGUAUUCAACUUUGAGGUCUCCUCCCUUAUCCCGCCGAUGAUCAUUGCUGAUUACGUCGGUAGUCCCGCUGCCGAACCUAUGCGCUCCUUCCCUUCCUCGCCGUCGGCCAGAACCAUGCGUGCCACUUCGUUCCCGUCGAGAAUCGGCGGAUCAUCAAAUUACCCUCCUUCGUUCACCCGCCCGCAUAGCUGGGCUAGCGCCCCAAUGGCGCACCACCCGUUGAGCUCGUCUCCGGUCUUGGAUUUACGAGCGUCUCCGCCUGAGGUUUACGGACACCAACGGACUGUGAGUUAUGCGCAAGUUCAGCCUCCGGCUGCUUGUCGGAAGGGAGGCUUUGGUUUAGAUGAAUUUAAGUGGUCACUGUCGUUCUCGCUGACGCCCAGUUCUUCUCCUCCGACUCAUGGUGGUAAUCCUCUGCAUUCUAGGUUGCGGUAUGUAACCGCUCCUGUUAGCAUUCCGCAGCCUGUCACAGGGAAGAGUCAUCUUCAUCGUUCACCUAAUUUCUCUGAUCCGACAAGAAAUUUCUUGCCACCACCAUCCCCGAGAAGCGUGAGAGGGGAUCCUUCGUCCCAAGAGUCGCAAUCUGAUGGUAGGUCGUCCAGAAAAUUGGAAGGGCUUAGUGUGGGCAAUCUCUAUCCUAACCUGAAUUGUUAUGCAACGCAGAAGGGGCUUAAGGAUGCAAGGGAUGACUCCGGGAGAUUCUCUGGUGUGUUCUCUUCCAGUGGCUCCCCACGCUUUGGGUUUUCAAGAAGCUCUAGCAGAUUAUCUAUUCAAGAUGAUCUUGAGGAUGGUGAUUUCUCCUGUCCUUUUGCUUUCACAGUUGAUGAUGUUGAUACAACUGAUUCACAAACUAGGGAUGGGGAUGCAAAGGAAGGAUUGCCUUCUACAACAUCAAGAAGGUUACAGGAUGCGGCCGUUGGAGAUCUGGUCCACAUGUUCAAGACAGCAGCCCCUCUACGGCAAGACCUCAGUUAUUCAUCAUCUCCAACUUCAAACCCAGAACUAAACACAGAUGUCACCCACUCUAGCUUUUUCAUUUCUCGCAAGGCAUCCGACGCAUUAGAGGAGCUCCGUGGCUACAGAAAGAUCAAAGAAAUGUUACUUACUCGGAGCAGAUCUCUAUUUCCUGAAUCAGAAAACUAGAGAUUUCUUCUUCCAGACGAAAACGUCUUAAGCGGAAGGUAGAUGCUAAUUUAAGUUGCAACAUAUUAGCCUACAACCAACCCAGGAAAUAUCCUUGCUAUGUACAUACUGUGAACUAAGGUUCAACAACUUCAUGAUCAAACAUUCUGAUCUCUGUAUAUAUAGACGGCAUUAAAACAAUUGGUACACUCUUGUUCCUUGGUUCAUUAUUUGUCAGCUCAAUUGGUCUGAAGCUGUGUGCUAAACUUUAUCGGUUUCUUGGUUUGGCAUUUAGUUUUUAUGUUGAUUCAGCUGUGGAUCUUGAGAUUUCUUUCCUGGCAUUCUUGUAAGUCCAGAUUAAGUCCACUGCCGCUGAAAUUUGCGAUCUUCAUCCAGUGUGCAAUUGUUGGAUGAGUCUAUUCGUAUUGUCGUGAGAAAAUAAUCAAAAUUAAUACAAAUAAUUACACCCUUGACACGACAAUUUAA